Messenger RNA from Macrobrachium nipponense, 1127 nucleotides. Its product is annotated as small ribosomal subunit protein uS2-like. The transcript has 7 exons. Gene Ontology annotation, molecular function: structural constituent of ribosome. Gene Ontology annotation, biological process: ribosomal small subunit assembly; cytoplasmic translation. The record is from RefSeq and is a predicted model, not a curated record. The coding region runs from base 160 to 1104 and encodes 314 amino acids. NCBI's taxonomy places the organism in Eukaryota, Metazoa, Arthropoda, Malacostraca, Decapoda, Palaemonidae. Gene Ontology annotation, cellular component: ribosome; 90S preribosome; cytosolic small ribosomal subunit.
AUCAUAAUGGAAAAGGUUCAAAACGCGUAAGAAUAGAAAGACAGCCAUGGUUAGGGAUCUAUACAAAUCUAGCCACCUUGACUGUUCGCUAUACAUCUAUUUACCAAAUCCCUUCUUUCUUCCUUUCAAUUCGUCCCCGCUGUGCGGAAAGCCGCCAAAAUGUCGGGUGGACUAGCUGUUAUGAGCCUUGAAGAAAAUGAUGUAACAAGGUUUCUUGCUGCAUUAACGCACAUUGGCGGCAACAAUGUAAACUUCCAGAUGGAACAGUACAUCUUCAAGAGGCGUCAAGAUGGUGUACACAUUAUUCAUCUAAGGAAAACUUACGAGAAGAUUCUCCUUGCUGCUCGUAGUAUUGCAGCCAUUGAGAACCCAGCUGAUGUGUAUGUCAUUUCAUCACGUCCCAUGGGUCAGCGUGCUGUGUUGAAAUUCGCACGCUACACCGGAGCUACUCCUAUUGCUGGACGUUACACUCCUGGUGCUUUCACCAAUCAGAUUCAGGCUGCUUUCCGUGAACCACGUCUUCUGGUUGUAACUGACCCUGCCUGUGAUCACCAGCCAAUCACAGAGGCCUCUUAUGUUAAUAUUCCAGUCAUUGCCUUCUGCAAUACUGACUCUCCUCUGCGAUUUGUGGACAUUGCCAUCCCAUGCAACAACAAGAAUGCUCAUUCUGUUGGCCUUGUAUGGUGGAUGUUGGCCCGUGAAGUACUUCGCCUGCGUGGUACCAUUUCCCGUACAUUGCCUUGGGAAACUGAUGUUAUGCCUGAUCUCUUCUUCUACAGGGAUCCUGAAGAACAAGAAAAGGAAGAGGCUGCUAAAGCCGAGGCCCUCAAGGCUGAGGCUGAACAGCUGAAGGCUGAUGCAGCUGCUGCAGAGAACUGGGGAACUGAUGCCGAGAUUCCUGAUGCUACUGUUCCUGCUGUAGGCACAGGCGCUACAGUUCCAUCCCCUGUGGCUGGAGCUGCUCCUGGCGCUGCACCUGCUGCUGCUGCCGCCCCUGCAGGACCUGUUGAUGACUGGGGUCAGGCUGGUGAUGAUUGGGCUGCCACACCUGCUGCUGGAACUGGUGAUGACUGGGGAGGUGCCCCUGAUGGUACCUCAUGGUAAACAUCAAUAAAAUCUAGUUGAAA